Messenger RNA from Podospora anserina S mat+, 1731 nucleotides. RefSeq lists its product as uncharacterized. Gene Ontology annotation, molecular function: glycosyltransferase activity. Bases 1 to 1731 code for a protein of 576 amino acids. The transcript is spliced from 10 exons. NCBI's taxonomy places the organism in Eukaryota, Fungi, Ascomycota, Sordariomycetes, Sordariales, Podosporaceae. The record is from RefSeq and is a predicted model, not a curated record. Gene Ontology annotation, cellular component: cytoplasm.
AUGGUCACGGGCACGAAGAAGGAGGACGUGUACGCAAGUCUCCUCCUGACGGACACAUAUCUCCCCGGUGCUCUUGUCCUUGCCCACUCGUUGCGCGAUGCCGGCACCACCAAGAAGCUCGCCAUCCUUGUCACACCAGACACCGUCUCGACCGAGGUUAUCGCUACGCUCAAGACUGUAUACGACUAUGUCAUCUAUGUCGACCGCAUCCGCAAUGGCAAGCCCGCCAACCUCUUCUUGAUGAACCGCCCGGAUCUCCACUCGGCCUUUACCAAGAUCAACCUGUGGAAGCAGACCCAGUUCCGCAAGAUUGUCUACAUUGAUGCCGACGUUGUUGCUUACAGAGCCGUGGAUGAGCUCUUCGAUCUCCCACAUGCCUUCUCGGCGGCUCCCGAUAUCGGAUGGCCCGACUUGUUCAACACCGGUGUCAUGGCCCUGACCCCCAACAUGGGCGACUACUAUGCCAUGAUGGCUAUGGCCGAACGCGGCAUCUCGUUUGACGGCGCCGAUCAGGGCCUCUUGAACAUGCACUUUGGAAACACAUAUAACCGCCUCAGCUUCACCUACAACGUCACGCCGUCAGCUCACUACCAAUAUGUUCCCGCCUACCGCCACUUCCAGGGCAGCAUCAACAUGGUGCACUUCAUUGGAGCCGACAAGCCGUGGAGGCAGGGACGCGAAAGCACCACGGACGCCGGACCUUUCGAUGAGAUGACCGGAAGGUGGUGGGCUGUUUACGACAGACACUACCACAAAGAGGCCGGACACGCGCCCAGCAUUGUUCAGCACUUUGUCAAGGGAGAAUACAACCCAACGGCCCGUUAUGUCGUGCCCACUGGCGAACCCAACGGAUGGGAUGCCCAGAGGAGCUCACCCCCGACCGAUUCCGGGCCCGAGGCCGCAAACUUCCCCCGCACACACUAUGAGAUGUCAAGAGACACUUCGCAGUUCCAGGCACCCGACCGCUACCCCAGCCCUCCCAGCAACAUGUGGUACUCGGUACCGAGCGAGCGCGAUCAGCCCAAGUCUGUUUUCCCGUGGGAAAACAAUGCGCCUCGCCCCACCCGCGUGUUUGCUGAGAACCCCUUGGCCCCCGUGACUCCGGCCCCGAAAUCUCCUGCCAUCCGAACCGCCCCCUCUCCCGGCGGAACCGCCUGGAACUCGUUGAACCAAAGCAACGCGUGGGAUGAGAUCCCCCAGAUUAACCGCUAUGUUGACUCGAUGCAGAGACACCGCAGGUCUAGGAGCCAGAUUCUGGCGGCGAGCCCAGGCAGAUCGACAUCCGGCGAACGCCAGGAGGAGCCAAGCGAGGAGCGCAGAGGAUCCAUCAAGCUGCCUGCUGCCGAGGGCGUUCCCGCCCAAGACGAAUGGGACCCGGCUGCUCAACUCCAAAAGUUGGCCAAGCAACAAUCCGAGGUCUUGUUGGAGAAGUUGGGUGCCAGCGGAACCGGCCAGAGCCAGGAGAGCAUUAGUGUGGAUGGAAAGGAGAUUCCCCACCGUCCGUUGCCGUUCGGAUCCGAAGAUAUUCUAGCAGAGGCCCCCGAGCUGGUGACGGGACAGACGACGCCCAGGACCGUGGAGUCGCGCUCCCCCAGCAUUAGCACGACGGCGACGAUUGCCGUGCCAUCCUACCAAGGACCCGGAGCCAUGUUUGAGAAGGGCGAGGACUAUCUGACACAGGACACCCCCGCGCAGCCGACCGAGGAGGACCUUGACGUUUUGCAGACCUAG